AUGUGGUCGAUUCGGCCGCGUCGCAGUCCAUUCGCGUCUAUACAGCGCCGCGUUUCCACCUGCUCGAAUCCGUGUGCCUUGCGCUCUCUGUUAUGGGUUCCAACAGAAAAGCACGCGCCUUCAGACGCAGCGGUUCCCAGUCACCAGCUCCUGGUGCGCGCUGGUUUCGUGCGCAAGAGUGGUCAUGGACUCUAUGCACUUUUGCCUCUUGGACACCGAAUUAUGGCCAAGUUAGAGACCAUAAUUGACGAGGAGAUGGCCAAGAUAGGCGGAAAUCGUGUGGAUUUGACAGCGCUUACGCCUUGUGAGUUGUGGAAGCAGUCGGGACGCUGGCAAGGUCGUGGUCCGGAGCUCAUGACGUUGGAGGACCGACGUGACGAUUUGUUGGUGCUGGGGCCUACACAUGAGGAGAGCAUGACCAGUCUUGUUGCAGCGAACUACAAUGCUGCAGGUGCUAUGGAUUGUUCGUUGCGGCUGUACCAGAUUGGUCGCAAAUUUCGUGAUGAGAUACGGCCAAGGUUCGGUCUUUUGAGAGCGCGAGAGUUUGUGAUGAAGGACAUGUACUCCUUUGAUUCUACGUACGACAGUGCGUGGCAGACUUAUCAGGAUGUGACGGCGGCAUAUAACAAGAUCUUGAUCUCGAGACUGAAGCUGCCUGUUAAACGAGUGGAAGCCGAUUCGGGCACGAUUGGUGGCAAUCUGUCGCAUGAGUUCCACGUCCUGGCUGAUGUCGGUGAAGAUGCGAUUUUGUCAUGCUCGUCAUCGCUAUGUGACUAUGCAGCAAACGUUGAGAAAGCAGAGGGCAUCUUGCCGCCAUCUGACGAAUACGUGACGAAAGACUGCAGUGACGAGGUCUCGGUCGAGCUUGACGCCAUCCUUGUGCAGCUUGACAAACGGGCUCGUGCAGGGGAUGCACAAGUGUGGAAGUCCAUCUCAGAUCUUCACGAUGCUGCAGGGGCGAACGCGUUUUCGUUCGAUUUCGUGCUGGAGCAGAAGAAAAGCUCGGAUCCUGAUGCUGCUGAACACAUCGCUGACAAUGCACCGCGUCGAAUGGCUCUGUGUUUUAUGCAGCACGAUCGCACGAUGAAUGAGCUAGCUGCAAAACCGUACAUUGGCGGCAAUGUAGGUGAAGUCAUCAAAAGUAAGGUGAAGAUUAUGGAGCUGCUGGCAAAGCGUCUGCACACAACUGACUUGCAUUUGCUUCUGGACGAUUCGCUGAAACACGGCAGUCACAUGAGUCCAGCUGUCAAGGCCCUCUGCGAUGCAGCCAAAACCAUGUCUGAUCGUGAUGAUCACGUUCACCUUGCUUGGGGCCACUUUCGUCAAGCUCGAGCGGGCGACUGUUGUCCACGUUGCAAAGAUAGUGCUGCGGUGCUCGAAGCCAAACGUGGUAUCGAAGUGGGUCAUGUCUUUUAUCUUGGAAAGAAGUACUCGGAACCAUUUGGUGCAACUUUUACUGAUGCCAACAACACGAAGCACGCAUUAGAGAUGGGCUGUUAUGGUCUUGGCGUGAGUCGACUUGUUGCUGCAGCAGUCGAGGCCUCACACGACGACAAUGGUAUUGUGUGGCCCACGGAAAUAGCACCGUACAAGGUGCUCGUCAUGUCUAUUGGUGGCAAGAAGGAGAGCGAUGUCGUGUCCCGGACUGCCUGGGAAAUCGCUGGUGAACUUGCUUCCGGCACGAUAGCAGCUGGUUUAACAAGAGACGACGUGCUACUUGACGACCGCUGGCGAGAGCGUCCGGGCUCGAAGUUAGUCGAGUCGGAACUCAUUGGGUUUCCAUACCGAGUUGUUGUUGGCAAGCGCUUUGCAACGGAAGGGCUAGUCGAAGUACAGAAGCGAAGGACAAUGGCCAAGACGUUUGUGCCUCGGAACGAGGUAUCUGCAUUUUUCGCCGGUCUUGUUGCAGCAGGUACGUUUUAG
Messenger RNA from Peronospora matthiolae, 1923 nucleotides. The record is from the annotation of a GenBank genome assembly. Lineage: Eukaryota; Oomycota; Peronosporomycetes; Peronosporales; Peronosporaceae.